CACAGAGAAGCCACAUGCUUUCACUGGAGAAAACUACAUUAAAGUCUUCAUCUAGCUGUUGUGAUGUUUGAGCAGGUUCUAAUCAGAUUUCAGCAACAUUCAGCUUUGUGUUUGAUGACGUUUGGAAGAUACCUUCAUAGAGAUUAUCUUGAUAAUGGCAAUAAUAAAAUGGCAAUCCAGCAGGCAGACAAGCUGCUGAAAAAACACAAAGAUCUACACUGUGCUAAGGUUUUGAAAGCAAUUGGUCUGCAGAGAACUGGGAAACAAGAUGAAGCAUUCACUCUGGCACAAGAAGUAGCAGCCCUUGAACCUACAGAUGACAAUUCAUUGCAAGCUCUGACUAUCUUAUAUCGAGAAAUGCAUCGACCCGAGCUGGUCACAAAACUCUAUGAAGCAGCUGUGAAGAAAGUUCCGAACAGUGAAGAGUAUCAUUCCCAUCUCUUCAUGGCUUAUGCCAGAGUUGGAGAAUACAAGAAGAUGCAACAGGCUGGAAUGGCACUUUAUAAGAUCGUUCCCAAAAACCCUUACUACUUUUGGUCGGUGAUGAGCUUGAUUAUGCAGUCAAUAUCUGCACAGGAUGAAAAACUAUCAAAAACCAUGUUUUUACCCCUAGCUGAGAGGAUGGUAGAAAAAAUGGUGAAAGAAGAUAAAAUUGAAGCUGAAGCAGAAGUUGAACUUUACUACAUGAUUCUAGAACGCUUGGAAAAAUACCAAGAAGCUCUGGAUGUUGUGAGAGGAAAAUUAGGAGAGAAGCUGACCAGUGAGCUCCAGAGCAGAGAGAACAAGUGCAUGGAGAUGUACAAAAAACUGGGCAAGUGGCCAGAAUGCAAUGCUCUCUCAAGAAAACUUCUGCUUAAAAACCCAGAUGAUUGGCAGUUCUAUAUGAUUUACUUUGAUUCCCUCUUUCAACUGAUGGACACAGCCUGGAGUCCUCCAGCUGAAGAAGAGCAUUCUCUGGAAGGCGAAGUGCAUCACAGCACAGAGCAGGCCGUGGCUUUCAUAGAGCAGAGGAUAAUACAAGAAUCCAACAGCGUCCGCCCACUCCGGGGACCUUACCUUGCCCAGCUAGAGCUGAUCAGGCGUUUGCGGCACAGAGGCUGCAGUGAAGAACACAAGUUGGGUGAUCCAGGAGAACUAAUGUUCCAAUAUUUCAAACGAUUUGGUGAUAAACCCUGCUGCUUUACGGAUAUCAAGGUGUUUGCAGACCUCCUCCCUUCAACCCAGUAUACAAAGUUCAUCAACCAGUUGUUGGGGGUCAUCCCCCUCUCUGCACCAACAGAAAGCAAGAUCGCACUACCAGCUAACAUUAAAGCACUGCAGCAACACUUAUGUGUUGUGCAGUUGACAAGAUUGCUUGGCCUUUAUCACACAAUGGACAAAUCCCAAAAGCUGGCUGCAGUCCGUGACUUGAUGCUGCGGUAUCGACAUGGACUAGAUUUCGGAAAAUCCUGCUUGAAAACAGAGUUGCAGUUUUCAGACUACUAUUGUCUACUUGCUGUUCACUUACUGCUUGACAUCUGGCUAGAGGCAGGUGAAGAGGCAGCUGCUUGGCAGUGCUUGAUGUUGCUAGAAGAAGGCCUGACCCACAGUCCCUCCAAUGCUCAGUUCAAGCUGCUGCUCAUCCGAAUCUACUGCAUUCUUGGGGCGUUUGAGCCAGUUGUGGAGCUCUACUCCAGCCUUGAUGCAAAGCACAUACAGCAUGACACUAUUGGUUACUUGCUGACACGCUAUGCUGCAGCCUUUGGUCACUAUGCUGCUGCAUCACAGUCCUGCAACUUUGCACUCAGGUUUUUCCACUCCAACCAGAAAGAUACCUCAGAAUACAUUAUUCAAGCCUAUAAAUAUGGUGCAUUUGAGAAGAUCCCAGAAUUCAUUGCUUUCAGGAACAGACUGAACUCCUCACUUCAUUUUGCACAAGUCCGCACAGAACGAAUGCUGUUGGACCUGCUACUUGAAGCAAAUAUAUCAACGAGUUUAGAAGAAAAUAUAAAGUCCAUGAGCCUAAGUCCAGAAGAAGAUGACAUUCCCUGGAAUGAUCUGCAAGAUAACCGAGACCUCACUGUCCUAUUUAAUUGGGAUCCAAAAGACAGGUGCAUUUCUGAAGAGGACAAAAGACUUUCCUUAGAGGAAGAGACGAUCUGGUUGCGGAUUCGGUCUUUGACGUUACGAUUGAUCAGUGGACUGCCAGCUCUCGGCCACACAGCUCAGCCAAAGAACUCUGAGAAGAACACUGAGAACGGUGUUUGCUCCAAGAUUGACACCAUACGGGCUUUGCUGCGGCAACUGGACACUGCAGUGAAUUCGGGGAAGCGGUUUCUUGAGCAGAAGAUUCAGUAUCCUGUCCUUGGUCCUCCUCCUUCCAGAAUGGCUGGCUACUUCAACAGUGGGAGCUGCCAGUGCCAGACCAGCUUAUUUUAUCUUGUUAGUGAAAUUUAUGAACUGGAUACCAACGGUUUAGAAGAUUCAACAGCAAUUCAAGAGCGAAUAGGGAAUAGCUUGAAAUCGCUAUUAGAACAACUAACAGAUCAGUUCAAUAAAUGCAAAGGUGAUCUGUUGGAAGUGAGGGAAGGCAGCUUCAAAACUCAUCCAAAUAUUUUAGAAAAUCUUGUCUUUUUUGUGGAGACCAUUUCAAUCGUCCUCUGGGUGUGCAGCUAUUCUGACUCCAUCCUCCGGCCCUGCAGAUCAAGCUUGCAGAAGAAGAAAAAGAAGAAAAAAGAGAGCAUUGUAGCAAUGCCCCCAGUGUUUGCAAGCUUCCAAGAUUACCUUUCUGGCCUCCAGACACUCACUUCCAAUGUGAUAGAUCAUAUCAAAGGGCUUGAAAUUACUCUCGCUGCACUUAAACUUGAAGAGCUGUCUAUAGAGGACAACUUACUGUUGCAGGAAGAAAAGAAGUUUACAAAGACUGCGCUAGAGAAAGUCCAGAACAGUUACCAGCAUGCAGUUCAGGAAAUUGGAGAACUGCUGAAAAAGAGACUUGACACCAUCAAAAAUCUCAAGGUUUGAGGAGACGCAUCCUGGGCGCAGAGUGAAGAGCCAACAACAGACAAGGAACGUCAUCUGCCAUCCCUUUGACAUUUAAAAUCUGGAACUUCCUCACAAAUGCAUGAAGGACUUUGAUCAUAAAAUAGUUUUUUUAUGUAUUAAAAAGUUAUAUUCAAGCGAUUAAAUUAUUGUACAUAAAAUCGAGAAGCAGGGACCCUCCUCUGUCAGGGUUAGACCACUUUUUAUACACAUUCAUAAGCAUAUUGUAACAGAAAGAAAAACCCCUGACCCGUUUCACUUCCCUUUGUGGGUGGAAGGAGGGCAUUCUCCCGAAACUGUUUGGGGGUUUGAAGUCUUUAGAAGCAGCAAUAGAAAUCCAGUGUAAAGCAUAUUUCAAAGGAGUUUGUAUUUUUUCCAUCACACGCUGCAGCAUUUAUAUUUUUGUGUAUCAGUUUCUUGCCUUAGUAAAGCAGAUAUCAAGAGAGGCCUGUGCUCAACUGUGAAACCUUUUGAGCCGCCACUCUCUUUUCCGCCUGCCUCCCACGAGCACUACAGUAAAGCUUCCGAUCUGCUUGGGGAAUGGUCUGCCGCAGGGUGGGUGCCUUUUUCCGUUCGCCAACUGUUGAUUCAUAUGCCCACCCUGGCUAUGAUCACAGGUGGCUGAAAGGAAUGCCUGGGCAAGGUACAGUUUUGACCCUUUCUGUGUGAUUUCCCCCAUCCAUCCUGUAAGGAGCAAAACAAUACAAGAAGAAGGUAGAAUGAAUUGAGGUUUAUUCAAACGGAAAUAGUUACAGAAGAAAGCUAUGAACUUGACUUGAAACUCAGUGUUGGCUGCAGCUCAGUCGAAAUCAAAGUGUUCCCAGUUGCUUGGACUUGUGAGGACAUGAUGCACAAAUGGAGUUGUACUCCCUGUCCCUUGUAGUUAGCCACUCUGAAAUAGAUGCAGACUGUCUUUGGGGAAUGUGUAUAAGAUAAGCUUUGGAUGAGGGACACAACGUGGAAAAUGGAGGACUCGGUUUCAAACUCACUAAACUCUUCACCCCAACCCUGGUUGCAUUUGAAACAGAUCUUGGUGAGGACUUGCAUCAGCUCCCGUGAGGGCAAUGGCUGUGUCUGUAGGUAGGCAGAGUGUUGAAGAGGAAUGACAAAAAGAGCUCUAGGAUGAAACUUGGUCUCCAGACCUCAGGUCAGAUACCGAGUGUCCUUUCUAGCCAGGUACUUUUCUUUGAACCCUAUUGCUUUUGAGUUUAUUUUCAGUUACCAAGCUAACAAGACAAAUCUACUCCCCUCCCCCAGAGUAUGUUUAAUUCUGUUGUCGUAAUAAUAAACCUUAUUGACUAGCGCAAGGGAAAGAAACAACAGGUUCAGCUGGGUUUUUUAAAUCAAAUACUCCCCCCACCACCAAGAAACUGGCUAUGUUUGGAAGGAGGGACUUCAAGCUUUUUGCAGAAUAAAAAUGACAUCAAUUAUGUAGCUUUAAUAUUUGGAGAAAGCUGGUAGUCCUAGUUCUGUCACUUUAGUUUUGCUAGCAAUCAGAUUGUUUUCAUUUGUUUCAGGACCACUCGACACGUUUGUGUAGCUUCCAAGCCCAGUAACCUUUGCAGAUUUGAACCUGGAAUAGACAGCCUGAUGCUCCUGAAUAAAGCUAAGCCCAACUUUGGGCCUCUUUCUGGUUUUAUAUUGUGACAGGCAGAAUCCAAAGGGUCAGGCCAUAGGCCAUCCAGGGGUCCUCUUAGGGAAGACCUGUGUGGUUUUUAUUUUGCAAGUGUGCUGUUGUGUGAUUUAUUCUGUCCCCACACUGUACAUGCUGAGUCUGUGCUUGUAGUGUGUCAGUGCACUUCCCUGUUCCACUCAGCUUGCAGAAGAUGCACAUGUCUGUUAGAUUCUUUUUGGCUGCCUUUGCAUUGCCAGCAUUCCCAUAUUGUAGCAGAGGGAUGUGUCCCUUCAGGAGGUAAUUCCCACUCUGCUGGUUGAAACAGGGAAAGGUGUUGUGUGCGCCUGCCUUUAAGGGGUUGUGGUCAGUCAAUGUGGUCUCUAGACACAUGUGGCCUCAAAUAUAAGGCCAAUUAGUUAAAAAUCUAGACAUGUUUUCAAGAGAACAGUAUUUCAACAGCAUAUGCAGUUUGGUGACAUAGUCUGGUAUGAGGCAGUUGGACUGAAAUUUGGAUUUUUCUGGAAAUUGACUUCCAGAAUGGAUGCCUUCUUUGCUUCCUGUAGGCAAUAACAUUCCGACAGAGGCUUUUUAAAACUCAAGUGUCUAAAAAGGAUUUCUUGAAUAGGUGUUAUGGUCCAAAAUACCUAGUCUUGCUAAACUUCUUUACGAUAUUUUUAGGAGCUGAAAUCAUAGGUUUUGUCUUAUGCUGCCAGAAAUGAUCAGUGAAACGGGAAGUGAUGGUAAAUGUCUCUCACAAGUGCCAUUGAAAUGUCAUGCCCAGUUGUGAUCCUAUAGAGGCCUGUGCCUGGUGGCCUCUUGAGCCGCUUUUGGCAAACAGCUCUGUUCUGAAUGAGGCCUGAAACAAAUUUCUGCUAAAAUCCAGCUCCUUUUGGCAGGGGAUCAUCCAUUUGAAACAGCCAACAUAAAUUACUGGAAUGUUAUGUAGUUCAGUUGCCCUCUGAGAAAUAGGCAUCCCACACAUUUCAGCGGAGUUCUUAAACAGCAUUUGCAAAAGGUUCCAAUGUUUUCAAAAAGGACCCAUGUUACCAGAACAGGGGACCCUGGAAUGCUUCCAUUACCCCAAAGGUGGUUGGUGGAGUUUGUGUCUUGUUUCGGCUAGUAACUGUAGCAGGCGCAAUUCCAGGGCAAAGCAGUGCUCAGCAGCAGACGAGGCCAGACCGCUCUUAGAAGAGUGUUGAGCUUUGUGAACUGUACAACGGAGUGAGUCCUUAUGAAACCAGAUGUUCCCUUUUCUGACACAGCCACACGCAUACCUUCUGCAUUCGCUGUAUAAUAUAGUGCUGCUGUUUUGUUCCAUUUCUAUUGUGGUGGUUUAACAGACUUAACAUGUAUAGCAGAGAGCUACAAAAACAACUGUUUACAGACCAAGAGAAGUUCAUUGUCUUUCUCUAGUGCUGGGCUCCUGAGCCAAAGUCCUUCUGCAGCUAUCUCUGGCUACCAAGUUCUUCUAUUAAAUGCAUUUUCUGGUUGAUCGGGGUGAAGGGUGUUAAUCCAGCCAUCUUCUCCGUAAAGAAGGCUGCGUUGCCCAGCUCUAUUAUCGGUUUGGAUGCGGGGGAGGCGGGCUUGUUGAAUCUUUUUAGAAAUUUUUCACUGUUUAAAGAUUGCAUUUAUAUUUUGCAAUGCUUACGUUGAAUCAUGGGGGGGUUUUGUCUCUUUCUUUAACCUGUUAAAAGGGGUCUGUAUCUGCCAAGCCACCUUGGAAUGUCUUUCCCUCCCUCCUUUGCAAGCGCACUCUGAUUUGUGGUUGUGAAAGGUAUGUAAAAAAAGGACUUCAACAACCAACAGACUUUCAGUGACAAAACUGCUAGCGAUCUGCUUUAAACUGGAUGGGUUUAUAAUUUAUAAAAAUGAGUCCGUUUCUUUUUACACCAA
Molecule: messenger RNA, 6529 nt
Organism: Sceloporus undulatus (fence lizard)
Lineage: Eukaryota; Metazoa; Chordata; Lepidosauria; Squamata; Phrynosomatidae
Gene: NAA25
Product: N-alpha-acetyltransferase 25, NatB auxiliary subunit
Exons: 24
Coding region: 64-3003 (979 amino acids)
Biological process (GO): N-terminal peptidyl-methionine acetylation
Cellular component (GO): cytoplasm; NatB complex
Molecular function (GO): protein-N-terminal amino-acid acetyltransferase activity; protein binding
Source: RefSeq, a predicted model, not a curated record